UGUGAGCGCGCGCACGCACGCGCGUUUCAUCUGCAAUAUGUAUAUAUUUUUUGCAAUAAAGUUUUUAUUAGAAACUGAGUCUCUUCGAAUUAUCAAAAAAUGAAAAAUUAUGUUUUCUGUAACAUAUAUUUAAAAUUAUUUAAGACAAACAUUUAAUAUCCAACAUAUUCUGAUGCAAACCGAAAAUUUUACUCAAAAUUAUUAUUUUUAAUUUUUCAGCUACCCGUAGAGUUUAUUUGAUUUUGGGUAUCGAAGAGUAAAUUUAUGACGGAUCUGCUUGAAACACAUUAUUACACUUGUAAUUCUAUAAUAAAUGUGAUGAUAAACAAAAAAUCAAUUCCAAUACUAGCCAGAUGAUUUGCUCGCUUUGCUUUCAGUUAACAUAAUGAUUAACAAUAUUUUAUUUUAGUCACAAUUCAAUUAUGAUAAGAAUAUACGUUAAUUAUAAAUAAAAAAAUCAAUGAUAAAAAAUUUUGUAGAUUAUUUAUUUUUGUCUUUUAUUAUUAAAAUAACCUGUAAUUUCCAAAGUAUUGAUUCUUAAACACUAAAAUCCCCUAUUAUAUUAAAGAGAAACCCAUUUUGCGUUCUCCGGUUCUCCGCGGCUUUCCGAAUUUAUAAUUUUUUAUGAAUUGAAGCGACCGAUUUGGAGGGUGGCAGCAGUUCGCGUAUGCUAGCUGCUACGCGCGAAGGUGCUACAUCAGCAACUUUGGGCCGCGCAACACUCCGCUGGUGCACGGUGCUGUGCCACGAGCUUACGCCUGUGAUACAUCUGGGACGUGUGGGCGAACGUCCACGUCACCCGAAAAAAACGGUUGACGUGUGACAAAGAAUUACUAAUGAUGGAUACUUAAGAAAACUCCGCAAAAAUAGUAAACAGCUGCCAUUUAAAAAUUAAUAACUUUUUUAAUUUGCUAGUAAUUCUAUCGAUUCCAAUUAAUUAUUUUAAUUAAAUAACUAGAGAAGAACAAUUUAAUUAUUAAUUGACUAAUAACAAAGAAGUUAUUUUAACAAAAUUUUUUCUCAAAAUAUCUACACACUAGUUUGUACAAACAUGGGUUGUGCAAUGUCAGCUGAAGAACGAGCAGCUUUGGCUCGAAGCAAGCAAAUCGAAAAAAAUUUAAAAGAAGAUGGCAUUCAAGCAGCAAAAGAUAUUAAACUACUUUUGCUUGGUGCUGGUGAAUCUGGAAAAAGUACUAUUGUUAAACAAAUGAAAAUUAUACACGAAAGCGGCUUUACUCCUGAAGAUUUCAAACAAUAUAGACCGGUCGUAUACAGUAAUACAAUACAAUCCUUAGUAGCUAUUUUGAGAGCGAUGCCAAGUUUGGGUAUCAAUUUUUUAACAAAUGAGAGAGAGACAGAUGCAAAAAUGGUAUUCGACGUAAUACAGCGAAUGGAGGAUACAGAACCGUUUAGUGAAGAGCUUCUUUCAGCCAUGAAAAGGCUAUGGGCUGAUGCUGGAGUACAAGACUGUUUUGGGAGGAGUAAUGAGUAUCAAUUAAAUGACUCUGCAAAAUAUUUUCUAGAUGACUUAGAUCGGUUAGGAGCUAAAGAAUAUCAACCAACAGAGCAAGACAUUCUUCGAACUCGUGUAAAAACUACUGGCAUAGUCGAAGUACAUUUUUCAUUCAAAAAUCUGAAUUUCAAAUUAUUCGAUGUAGGUGGACAAAGAAGUGAGCGUAAAAAAUGGAUUCAUUGUUUUGAAGAUGUCACAGCGAUAAUAUUUUGUGUUGCUAUGUCAGAAUAUGAUCAAGUUUUACAUGAAGAUGAAACUACGAAUCGUAUGCAAGAAAGUCUCAAGUUAUUCGAUUCUAUUUGCAACAAUAAAUGGUUCACUGAUACAUCGAUUAUACUAUUUUUGAAUAAAAAAGACUUAUUCGAGGAAAAAAUAAGAAAAUCCCCACUUACGAUUUGUUUUGCUGAAUACGCAGGUGCACAAGAAUAUAGUGAAGCAGCUGCUUAUAUUCAAGCACAAUUUGAAGCAAAAAAUAAAUCAACUACAAAGGAGAUAUACUGCCAUAUGACUUGUGCUACAGAUACCAAUAAUAUUCAAUUUGUAUUUGAUGCAGUUACUGACGUGAUAAUUGCAAACAAUCUACGAGGCUGCGGUCUAUAUUAAUUUUCAGAUAAUAAAUUAAAUAUCAAAUAAAAAAAUUUUCUGAUUCUUAAUACGUAUCAAAAUUUCUUUAAUAGAUACUUAAUUUUUUUUAAAUUUGUAUUAAAUUUACAUCUUUUUCCGUAUAAAAUAAAUAAUAUUUACGACAAGCUUAGUGAGAAGCAAA
Molecule: messenger RNA, 2279 nt
Organism: Nasonia vitripennis (jewel wasp)
Lineage: Eukaryota; Metazoa; Arthropoda; Insecta; Hymenoptera; Pteromalidae
Gene: Galphao
Product: guanine nucleotide-binding protein G(o) subunit alpha
Exons: 10
Coding region: 1052-2116 (354 amino acids)
Biological process (GO): adenylate cyclase-modulating G protein-coupled receptor signaling pathway
Cellular component (GO): heterotrimeric G-protein complex
Molecular function (GO): G protein-coupled receptor binding; G-protein beta/gamma-subunit complex binding; GTPase activity
Source: RefSeq, a predicted model, not a curated record